AAUUGGUAUGACAACACUGCAUGCGUCGGAGGUCAGACCAUGACGUUGUAGUGUAAAAUUAGGUGCAUGUACCAAUAGAUUAUUGAGAUAUUUUUUUUGGAAAAUUUGGUUAUUUUAAAUUAAAUUUCGUCCAAAAUUAUUCUCAAACAAUUUUUUUAGGGUUUUAAAAUUAAAACAUUGAUCGUAUGAGACACGUCACACCUGUCAUUUGAAACCAAACACAUACCUACGCGGCACUUUGAUCUUCCACAACAUACUUAUUUGGUAUCUAAUGCAACAAUUUUCAAAUUUCAAUUUCCACUGAAACCUUCUCAUCAUGCUGAAUCCAAUCUAUGCAACCACCAUUCUCUUCACAUCCCUCCGCACUUCAUCCUCUUCCUCAUCCACAACCUUCCUCCUUCUCUACCCUUACACAACCUUCUUCGCUCGCACCCAUCGCAAAAAGCUCCACAAACUCCCAACCUUCCACGAUGCCGUUUCAUCUUUCAACCAUUUCCUCUCCCUCCGCCACCCACCUCCCAUUCAAGAAUUCAACAAGCUCUUAACAACAAUAGCCAAACUCAAACGCUACACCACCGUCGUUUCGCUGUACUCCAAGCUCGAAUUAAAUACAGCCAUCAAACCCUCGCUUAUCACUAUGAGUAUAUUGAUCAACGGUUUUUCUCAACUGGGUCAAAUGGGUUUUGCUUUUUCGGUUGUUGGAAAACUCAUCAAGAGGGGUUUUGAGUUAGAUGUGAAAAUGCUUACUACUUUGAUGAAAGGCUUGUGCUUGAAAGGUAGGGUUUUGGAGGCGCUUAGUUUGCUGGAUGAUUCUGUUUCCAGAGGGUUUAGGUUUGAUGAGGUUUGUUACGGGACAAUAAUCAAUGGUUUGUGUAAAAUAGGAAAAACAAAAACUGCUAUAGAGAUGUUUCCUAAGAUGAAGAAGAUUAGGGUUUACCCUAAUUUGAUUAUGUAUAAUACUGUUAUUGAUGGUUUUUGUAAACAAGGACUUGUAGAUGAGGCUUGUGGUUUAUGUUCUGAGAUGGUUGCUAAUGGUAUUGGUCUUGAUAUUUACAGUUAUAAUUCUGUUAUUCAUGGUUUGUGUUCUGUUGGUCGGUUUCGUGCUGCAGCUGAGUUGCUCGAUGAAAUGGCUGUGCGAAGGAAAAUCUACCCGGAUGUGUAUACUUUUAAUAUAUUGAUUGAUGGUUUGUGUAAAGUGGGUUUGGUUACGGAAGCUCGUAAUGUGGUUGCUGUGAUGAUUAAAAGAGCUUGGAAUCCGGAUGUUGUUAGUUAUAAUGCUUUGAUGAAUGGUUAUUGUUUGUGUGGUGGUGUGGAUGAGGCGAAACGGGUGUUUGAUAAGAUGGUUGAAAGAGGUUGUUUGCCUAAUGUUAUUAGUUAUUGUACUUUGAUUAAUGGAUAUUGUAAGGUUAAGAUGGUGGAUGAAGCUAUGAUGCUGUUAAUGGAAAUGCAUAAGAAGAAUUUAGUUCCUGAUACUGUAACUUAUAAUUGUCUUCUUGAUGGUUUGUCGAAAUCUGGAAGAACAUUGUACGAGUGGGAUUUGGUUGAGGCCAUGCGUGCAAGCGGUCAACCUGCUGAUAUAAUCACUUACAAUACAUUAUUAGAUGAUUAUUUCAAACAUGGAAAACUUGACAAGGCACUUGGAUUAUUUCAGCACAUUAUUGAAAUUGGGAUUUUGCCUAACAUACGCACUUAUAAUAUACUUCUUGAUGGCCUUUGCAAAAGUGGAAGACUAAAGUAUGCAAAAGAGAUUUUUCACCUUCUGUCUGCUAAAGAGUGUCAACCAAAUAUCCGAACAUAUAACAUUAUGAUCAAUGGGCUUUGUAAAGAGGGUUUUUUAGAUGAAGCAGAGACCUUACUUUAUAAAAUGGUAAACAAUAAUUGCCCUCCUAACUAUAUAACUUUUGAUACCAUUGUUCGUGCGCUUUUGGUAAAAUAGUGGGAAUUGUUGGGGCAAAGAGACUUCUUCAAGGAAUGGUUGCUGGGUGGUUUAUAGGAAAAUGACAUGACAAUUGACUAGGUUAGCUAUUUUUUCGUUUUCAUUGUUCAUGUUUUUCUGAAACUAUGAAUGAUUAGUAGAUGCUUGUGUCUUGCAUCAAAGAAGUCGUAGUAGUCCGUGGCCUGUAAUAGAGUAGAUAAUAGAGUAGUACCAAACAAGGCCUUAUUGCUGUAACUGACUGUGCUGAGUCAGCACAAUCUCAACUAAUACUAGAGUAAGUAUAUAAACACUAAUAUCUCAAAUGUUGUAACUAACAAUUCAUUACUGAAAUACAAGAAUGCAAUGGAUCUACUUUUCCCUCA
Messenger RNA from Vicia villosa (hairy vetch), 2298 nucleotides. RefSeq names its product pentatricopeptide repeat-containing protein At1g62930, chloroplastic-like. The record is from RefSeq and is a predicted model, not a curated record. NCBI's taxonomy places the organism in Eukaryota, Viridiplantae, Streptophyta, Magnoliopsida, Fabales, Fabaceae. The transcript has a single exon. Gene Ontology annotation, molecular function: protein binding. Bases 317 to 1936 code for a protein of 539 amino acids.